UAUCCACAGCUUGAAGCAAACUACAUCCCCAGACCGACCGACACUCUCUCUCACACAGCAAAACCUCACUAAAACCCUGCCUCACUCUCUUCAAAAGCUUAUUCUAUCACAUAUGUGAUCUUCUCUCUCCAAAUGAUGCAACUUUCAGUGACCAUUUCAACAUCCUCAAGCUUCCCAUCCUUCUCCCCUUCUCAACAACCCACCCAAAACCCUCCUCCUCCUCUUCCUCCAGCCAUUGAAAGACCCAAAAAACCAAAGCACCACACACUGCGAGUUAACCAGCACCACCACCAGCACCAUGUUGGGCCUCUACAUGCCCUCAAAGGCACUGGGUUCUUGUCCGCAAUUGGCCAAGCAAUCGAAGAAGAAGAGUAUCGAAAAGCUAGGGCUGAGGUUAAUCGUAAAGGGUUCAAUUUAGAAGGGUAUUCGAUCGAGGGAGUUUCGAUUGGCGGGCAUGAGACUUGUGUCAUUGUCCCCGAAUUGAAGUCUGCGUUUGACAUUGGGAGGUGCCCAUCUAGGGCUGUCAAUCAGAAUUUUGUGUUUAUCACUCAUGCUCAUCUUGAUCAUAUUGGUGGGCUCCCUAUGUAUGUAGCAACUCGUGGUUUGUACAACUUAAAACCUCCAACAGUAUUUGUGCCUCCUUGCCUUAAAGAGGAUGUGGAGAAGUUAUUUGACAUUCACAGGACCAUGAGUCAGGUGGAACUGAAUCUUGAUUUGGUUACAUUAGAUGUAGGUGAAACUUAUGAAAUGCGGAAUAACCUUGUUGUAAGACCAUUUAAAACUCACCAUGUUAUACCCAGCCAGGGUUAUGUAAUUUACUCGGUUAGAAAAAAGCUGAGGAAGCAGUACAUGCAUUUGAAUGGAAAACAAAUUGAGAAGCUAAAGAAAUCUGGUGUUGAGAUCACAGACACUAUAUUGUCUCCAGAGGUGGCCUUCACAGGAGAUACAAUGUCAGAUUUUUUUCUUGAUCCCCGCAGUGCUGAUGCCUUAAGGGCAAAAAUUCUUAUAACGGAGGCAACGUUUCUGGAUGAAGGUUGCAGCAUCGAGCACGCACGUGAACAUGGCCAUACUCAUUUGUUUGAGGUAUGUGAUAUGCAAGAGAUUAUAGAACAUGCUCAGUGGAUCCGCAACAAAGCUGUUUUGCUGACACAUUUCUCGCCCCGCUACAAUAUUGAGCUUCGGACCUGGUGUUGCAUAUUGUCUGUGCUAAGGAUGCAUUUGAUUGAAUUCAUGCCUUCAAAUAAGAAUGUUGGCUGUCCAUUACAUAAGUUUUUCAACCAUGCAAAGGAACAUCACAAAUCAGAUGGUGUAGAAUCAUUUAGUUAAAUGAGAUGUCACUUUGUAAACCUCUCAUGUUGGGCCUAUUAUUUACAUUGAUUUUCUUGCUAGUUUUAAGUGAGAGAUAUACAGUGAUUAUAGAUAUGCAUUCCUCAGGUCCAAGGUUAACUCAAAUUUCUUCUUCUUUAUUAUCCGAGUAAUGAUAUGUACAAACAGAAAAUUCAUUUCAUACGGAAUUUUCAUACAUAAUAAUGUGGCUCAAUGUUGAUCUUUCACUUUAAAACAAAACACCCAUGAAGGUGGAUUUAUUUAUAAGAAUGGCUUUGCCACAUCA
Camellia sinensis is the source of this 1612-nucleotide messenger RNA. It is a transcript of the gene CPZ, whose product is annotated as Metallo-hydrolase/oxidoreductase superfamily protein. The record is from RefSeq and is a predicted model, not a curated record. Lineage: Eukaryota; Viridiplantae; Streptophyta; Magnoliopsida; Ericales; Theaceae.